Messenger RNA from Anolis sagrei ordinatus, 2738 nucleotides. It is a transcript of the gene RBFOX3, whose product is annotated as RNA binding fox-1 homolog 3. The record is from RefSeq and is a predicted model, not a curated record. Gene Ontology annotation, cellular component: cytoplasm; nucleus. Gene Ontology annotation, biological process: regulation of alternative mRNA splicing, via spliceosome; nervous system development. Gene Ontology annotation, molecular function: mRNA binding. NCBI's taxonomy places the organism in Eukaryota, Metazoa, Chordata, Lepidosauria, Squamata, Anolidae.
AGUGCUGCUGCUGCUGCUGCGUCCCGCCAAAGCGCCCCCGGGCUGCCUGGCGCCCCAUGCUCUGCUCCAUGGCGAACUCCGGCUGCCUCCUGCUCCCCAACUCCGCCUUGCUCCCCCACUCGCUGCCGGGGCCCCCUGCCUUCCUCUACCUCCAGCAGGGCAACCAGGACGCCACGGCUCCUCCUGACGCGAUGGCCCAGCCCUAUCCCCCGGCCACAUACCCACCGCCUCCCCAGAAUGGCAUCCCUGCAGAGUAUGCUCCUCCGCCACAUCCACACCCGGCACAGGACUACUCAGGGCAGAGCACAGUACCUGAGCACGCCUUGACUCUCUACACGCCAGCACAGAGCCACCCUGAACAGCCCGGCACCGAUGCCAGCACGCAGUCCAUAGCAGGCACACAGACAGUACCGCAGACAGAUGAAGCGGCACAGACAGACAACCAGACGCUACACCCAGCAGAGAGUGGUUCUGACAAGCAGCAGCCAAAGCGAUUGCACGUCUCCAACAUCCCCUUCCGCUUCCGGGACCCUGACCUGCGGCAAAUGUUUGGGCAAUUUGGAAAGAUCCUGGACGUUGAAAUUAUCUUCAAUGAGCGCGGUUCUAAGGGUUUUGGGUUUGUAACUUUUGAAACUAGUGCAGAUGCCGAUCGGGCAAGGGAGAAGCUGAACGGCACCAUCGUAGAGGGACGCAAGAUUGAGGUCAACAAUGCCACAGCACGAGUGAUGACAAACAAAAAGGCAGCCAAUCCCUACACAAAUGGAUGGAAGCUGAACCCUGUGGUGGGGACUGUCUAUGGCCCAGAGUUCUAUGCAGUGACAGGUUUCCCAUAUCCAGCCACAGGAACAGCAGUAGCAUAUCGGGGGGCACACUUGCGGGGGCGGGGGCGCACAGUCUACAACACGUUCCGGGCAGCUCCCCCACCUCCACCCAUCCCCACUUAUGGAGCAGUGGUUUACCAGGAUGGAUUCUACGGUGCUGAAAUUUAUGGGGGUUAUGCCGCCUACAGAUAUGCCCAGCCUGCAGCAACAGCAGCAGCUUACAGCGACAGGGUUGGCAACUCUGCGAUCCCCCAGUUUCUAACGCUGCCCCCUGUGUUCGCUCCUAGUUACGGCAGAGUUUAUGCAGCUGCAGAUCCUUACCACCACACCAUCGGCCCUGCUGCCACCUACAGCAUUGGCACCAUGUGAAACCUUCAGCUGUUUCCUUCUGGGACCAGGAAGGGCACAAAUUUUUUUAAAGCAAAGCAACAAAACAAUUACAAAACUAUACAAGCCAAGCGACCGAGUGAAAGCCCCCUUCUGUCCACACAUGCGCCCCCCCAAAGCGAAAGGCCAACCGGAGCGCAGCAACCGACCGACCCACCGGACAGAGAGGACGGCAGCUGCCCACAGACUCUACAAAGCUGUCCAUGCCCGGGAGACCCGUGCCCUGCUCCCUUGCCCCCUCCUCUUCAGCGGCAGACUAUGGAGCCAGGAGGGACAGGCACUCUGACACAUGGACUGGACUCUGGAGGCCCCGAGGCCACUACGUCUUCCUUUCAACCCCCCUGGAGAAGAACUGCGGCCAGCCCCCACCGCAGACUAACGCCACGAGCGCGCCGGCAGGGCUAGCGAUCCUGCUUUUUGCUUCCCAGACCCUUCGCCUGCUUUUUGUGCUUUGCUGGUUCAUCCAUUUGUCAAGUUGGUCUUGGGGAUUCCCAGGCCAAGCCAGGGCAGGGGCUUUGGGGGUACAGCUAGCUUAUCCCAGUGGGUGGGAAUCCCGGGUUUUAGAGGGGGUUUUCUUUGAAGAGAUUGCACUUUCCCCUCCCCCUGAGGAUCCCCGCUCCCACCAGCCCCUUUGGGGUCAGGAUCCCUAUCACCACUCUCCCCAGCCCCCAUUCACAUUCCUCAUUCCUCUACCAUCCACACAGCAGGCCUGGCUGAUCUCUUUGUGGCUCACCUGAGAGCUGAGAUUACCUGAGAUAACCCCUGCCUCCUGAGCUGUAAGGCCCCACAAAGACAGGGCCAGAAAGUACCGCACACCCCUUAACUGUGCUAGUGGUAAGUGGAAAAGGAAGAGAAGCAGGAGGUACCUGGGGUAUAUGCAUAUUCCUAAAGGACUGCAGGGCCAAGUGAGAGACAGAACAUUGCAGCACCCCCACUUUGGUGGCAGCAGUGGCAGAAGCUGAGGCAGGGGGAACCAGGGUCAUGAUGAAAUAAGAACUGUUUUGCUGAACGAAUGGAGCAAACAUUUUAGCGAGCCUCAGAGGCUGCUCUGAAAUGGGGGAAUCCCCUAUUCCUCCAUUUCCCUCCCUGCCACAGCCCUUGGUGGGAGGACUGCAUGCCUUACAGCCUGCCUUCCUCCAUCAUAUACGACCCUGGAGCCAGAUGGACUCAGGGCAUCCCUUCCUCACCCUACCCCCACUGCCAGCCCAUCCCUGACCCCACCUGGGCUUAGUCAUCUCAUGAAACCUCACUUUCUAUUCAGCAUUAAAGCUCCUGACACGCCAGCAACCAGAUGAUCCUCCUUUUCUAUUCCCGUUGUACAUAGCCCCACCCUUUACCACUCCUGCCCCCCUUGUAUAAAGCCCCUCCUCCCAUUUGCUGCCGUUUCUCCCACCCUGGGAGCAUCAGCCACCCGCCCCAUUCUGUAUGCUUCUAAGGUGUGAACAUUCAAAUAAACAGUAUUAUUAUUAUUUAUUGAUGAUUAUUAUUACUAUUAUUAUUAAGAUUAUUAAUAAAGGUUUCUUUCUUCAA